Dromiciops gliroides (monito del monte) is the source of this 345-nucleotide messenger RNA. Its product is annotated as cytochrome c oxidase subunit 8A, mitochondrial-like. Gene Ontology annotation, biological process: mitochondrial electron transport, cytochrome c to oxygen. The record is from RefSeq and is a predicted model, not a curated record. Lineage: Eukaryota; Metazoa; Chordata; Mammalia; Microbiotheria; Microbiotheriidae. Gene Ontology annotation, cellular component: mitochondrion.
AUGUACUCUCUACAGCACGCUAUAUUGGUCGGCGAAAAAGGUAGGGCCAUUUCUCCUGGGCGACCUUGUCUCUGCUCCUCCUCGCUCCUCGGCCGCAGACCCCCGCGUCCAAUCCCGGCUUCAUCAGAGGUUGCCAUGUCCGUGCUGGCUCUGAGACAGCUGAGCCGCCUGACGCGCCCGGCCGGCGGCCUCCUGCGCAUGCCCCCCGCCCCUCUGUAUGCGUGGCUGCCCUGGGAAGAGCUGCGCAUUGUGGACAAGAUCAUCGCUAUGACGGUCUGCUUCCUAUGCCUCCUCGUGCCCGGUGGCUGGGUCUUAGCCCACCUGGAAUGCUACAAGAAGGAGUGA